Notolabrus celidotus (New Zealand spotty) is the source of this 1355-nucleotide messenger RNA. RefSeq names its product translational activator of cytochrome c oxidase 1 (gene taco1). The record is from RefSeq and is a predicted model, not a curated record. Bases 131 to 1009 code for a protein of 292 amino acids. NCBI's taxonomy places the organism in Eukaryota, Metazoa, Chordata, Actinopteri, Labriformes, Labridae. Gene Ontology annotation, cellular component: mitochondrion. The transcript is spliced from 6 exons.
AAUUCUUUCUAGGUUGCAAUUGAGCUUUUAUUUUGAAGGGCCGAUUUCUGACGUCAUUACAACCAGGAAGUACCGGUUUCACAACAAGGACAGUAGCAGCUGCAUGUUUUCCUGACUUGUCGAAACUGACAUGGCGGGGACGGCGGUGCUUAGGAUAUUCAGGACCCUGCGCCCCCAGGCACUGACAGCGGCGUCAGGCAGUUUCCACCCGCCGGCUUCAUGUGUGUUUUCCCCAGCAUGGAGGUCCUCUUCUGUCAGGUCGCUGCACCUGUGCUGCGCCCUGUGUGCUGGACACAACAAAUGGUCCAAGGUGAAAAACGUCAAAGGUCCUAAAGAUGAGGCGAGGGGCAAGAUGUUCAUGAAGUUUGGUAUGAUGAUAAGGAUAGCUGUGAAAGACGGUGGAUCCAACCCUGACAUGAAUUUAAACCUAGCCCACAUACUGGAGCAGUGCAGAAUCAAGAACAUGCCCAAAACAUCGGUAGAAGCUGCAAUCAAGAGUGCGGAAAAAGCAAAACCAGCAUUUCAGCAUAUGUUUGAAGCUCGGGGACCUGGUGGAUGUCUGCUGCUCAUAGAGGUCCUGACUGACAACAACACACGCACCCAACAGGACGUCAGACGCCUGCUUACCAAGAAUGGGGGGAUGCUGUCAGACGGAGCACGCCACAACUUCAACAGGAGGGGGGUGGUGAUGGUGCCAGGUCAGAACCUGUCGAUGGAGCGAGCCCUGGAGCUGGCCAUCGAGGCCGGAGCCGAGGACGUGAAAGAGACUGAGGAUGAGGAGGAGCAGCCCCUCCUGCAGUUCAUUUGUGAUAUGACAGACCUGAGGAAAGUGCGGGCCUCUUUGGUGGAUCUGGGGAUGCAGAUAACAUCUGCAGGAUUAGAGUUUGUUCCCCGCACCCUCACCUCUCUGGACCAGGACCAGCUGGAUACUGCUUCAGUGUUAGUAGAAGCUCUAAAUGACUGGCCAGAGGUAGUACGAGUCUGGGACAACAUCCAGGCUCAGAGCUGAGAUCACUUUCUGGACAACUUUUUGGACUCUAGUCUGGAUUCACUUUUCAAGCAGGGUGUUUAAUGUUCUGAGAAAGGAAUUGUCAACAGAUACCUGUGCUGCUUUUCAACAGGAGUGUUGCUGAAACUCAUCAGAAUGAAAUGAUGUGCCCAUGUCAUUUUGGUGCUUUAGAGGAAAACUUGGCAGUGAAAUGAUAGUGUGGUCCUGAUAACUUGUUAAGUAAAUGUUUCUUAAAUAUUUCAGUUGUCAGAUUCUGCUUAUCGAACAUUAAUUAUCUGCGGCCUCUAGUAUAAAAACGCCAUCAUGUCUGCCAAUCUGGUUUCCAUUAAAAGUUUUAAGAACUGUU